Messenger RNA from Drosophila busckii, 825 nucleotides. RefSeq names its product elongation of very long chain fatty acids protein F-like. Gene Ontology annotation, molecular function: fatty acid elongase activity. Gene Ontology annotation, cellular component: endoplasmic reticulum membrane. Bases 45 to 818 code for a protein of 257 amino acids. The record is from RefSeq and is a predicted model, not a curated record. NCBI's taxonomy places the organism in Eukaryota, Metazoa, Arthropoda, Insecta, Diptera, Drosophilidae. The transcript has 3 exons. Gene Ontology annotation, biological process: fatty acid elongation, monounsaturated fatty acid; sphingolipid biosynthetic process; fatty acid elongation, polyunsaturated fatty acid.
AGCAUAGUCGUUUAGCAAAGCUCUAGAUAGCCACACACACAAUAAUGAAGUUAAUGGAAUAUCGCGCGGACGCGUUUGUCAAGCAGCUGCCACUAGCAGAUUCAGCAUGGGCAGUUACGCUUAUACUUGUUGGCUAUUUGGCAUUUGUGCUUAAGCUGGGCAGAAUCUAUAUGCAGUCAAGAGCGCCCUAUAAUGUUAAGCAUCUAAUGCUGGUCUAUAAUCUAUUUCAAAUUGUUUUCAAUGCCAGCUUGUGUUUAUAUGGCGGCUACUACUUCUUUCGCUUCUAUAAUCUUUCCUGCAUGGAAACGCUGCCCUUCGAUAAUCCGCACAAGCAAAUCGAACGCUGGGGCACCUAUGCCUAUUAUCUAAACAAAAUCCUCGAUCUACUUGAUACGGUUUUCUUUGUGCUGCGCAAGAGCUACAAGCAAAUCACAUUGCUGCAUGUCUAUCAUCAUAUUAUGAUGGUCUAUACUGUGUUUUGGGUGCAACGCUUCUACGGCUUUGGUGGACAAUACGCGCUAAUGGGCAUACUCAACACCUGUGUGCAUAGCGUAAUGUACACUUAUUACUUCUUCUCGGCCAAGUAUCCGCAGCUGAAGCAGAGCAUUUGGUGGAAGAAAUACAUAACUACCAUACAGAUUGCACAGUUUCUUAUACUUUUCGUACAGUCUAUCUAUAUGCUGCUGUUUAAUCGCAGCUGCACAUUUCCGUUGUUCAUGCAGUAUAUGCAACUGUUUCAGGCGUCCGUAAUGCUCAUCAUGUUUACUAAAUUCUAUAUACAAGCCUAUGUAAAACCUAUAAAGAAGAAGCAGCAAUAAACAAUGU